This is a messenger RNA of Lacerta agilis (Sand lizard), 1079 nucleotides long. It is a transcript of the gene CLDN5, whose product is annotated as claudin 5. The record is from RefSeq and is a predicted model, not a curated record. Gene Ontology annotation, cellular component: plasma membrane; bicellular tight junction. Lineage: Eukaryota; Metazoa; Chordata; Lepidosauria; Squamata; Lacertidae. The transcript has a single exon. The coding region runs from base 137 to 802 and encodes 221 amino acids. Gene Ontology annotation, biological process: bicellular tight junction assembly; cell adhesion. Gene Ontology annotation, molecular function: structural molecule activity.
UUGCAGGAGCACCAGGAGACCCAAGGAGAAGCAAAAGCGGAGAAGCUGAAAGAGGCCAUCCGGGCGGAUAGGAGGAGAGGAGAUCCAGGUCAGAUUCCCCCCCUUUGGAGAAGCGCCGUCGAGGUUAGACGCCGGGAUGGCGUCCGCCGCGCUGCAGAUCCUGGGCUUGUCGCUGUCGCUGCUGGGCUGGCUAGGGGCCAUCGUGGUGACCGGCCUGCCCAUGUGGCAGGUGUCUGCCUUCAUCGAGAACAACAUCGUGGUGGCGCAGAGCACCUGGGAGGGCCUGUGGAUGAACUGCGUGGUACAGAGCACGGGGCAAAUGCAGUGCAAGGUGCACGACUCCAUCCUGGCGCUCAGCCCGGAGACGCAGGCCGGCCGGGCGCUGAUGGUCAUCGGGGCGAUGCUGGGGCUGGUGGCUCUGCUGGUGACGGUGGUGGGCGCGCAGUGCACCAACUGCGUGCGCCCCGGCAAGGCCAAGGACCUGAUCGCGGCGGUGGGCGGCGGACUGUUCGUGGCCUGCGGCCUCCUGGUACUCAUCCCGCCCUGCUGGUACGCCAACAUCGUCAUCGGCAACUUCUACGACCCCACGGUGCCGUCGUCGCACAAGCGGGAGAUGGGCGCGGCGCUGUACCUCGGCUGGGCCGCCGCCGCCCUCCUGAUGGUGGGUGGCUCGCUCAUCUGCUGCUCCUGCGCCCGCAAGGGCGACCCCUCGGCUUUCCCGGUCAAGUACUCGGCUCCCAGGAGGCCCGCCACCAACGCCGCUACUUCCAACGGGGAGUACGACAAGAAGAACUACGUCUGAAGGAAGGCGCCCCGGGAGGUGAAUUGAGACGGCGCCCGUCGGAGCAGCGGCCGCUCGCGAGCGCAGCGGGGACUUCGCGGGGAGGAGCGGCGGCGGUGUCGCGUCUCUUGGCCUCGCCGUCGAGCUUCCGAGGGGCGAUCGCCUUGGCAGAAGACCAGCGCUUCUUCCUCCUCCUCCCUUUUAAACUGCUUUUGUCUCUUCUUCCCAAGAAAACUCUCUUUUGCGAAGAAAAGGAAUCGCGCCCAGGAACUCUCCGUUGCAUUUAGGACUCCUCUGG